Messenger RNA from Pseudophryne corroboree (corroboree frog), 1054 nucleotides. RefSeq names its product chromosome 6 C17orf49 homolog (gene BACC1). Lineage: Eukaryota; Metazoa; Chordata; Amphibia; Anura; Myobatrachidae. Bases 220 to 819 code for a protein of 199 amino acids. The record is from RefSeq and is a predicted model, not a curated record. The transcript has 6 exons. Gene Ontology annotation, cellular component: MLL1 complex; NURF complex.
GUCUCCACGCUAUGCUUAGAGCGUCAGCGGAAACAGCCAAUAGCGGCGCGGCGCUGGUGCACGGAGAGCCAAUAGGAAGCGGGAGACGGCGUCGGUCGGGUAGGCGAACAGAGACGGUCGGUCGGCGGAUCACCGGCUGCGGCGGCAGAGUGGCUGGGUCGGCACGGGAGGGCUGAGCUCGUUCUCACAUCAGCCUCCGGAGAUCUACUCCCUGGCGCCAUGACGUCAGCAUCGACCAAGGUCGGGGAGAUCUUCUCAGCGGCCGGUGCCGCCUUCACGAAGCUGGGCGAGCUGACGAUGCAGCUGCACCCGGUGACUGAUUCCUCACCAGCGGGGGCCCGCUGGACAGACACUGAGAUUCAGAUGUUGCAUGCAGCUGUCAGACGCUUCGGGGAGGACUUAAAUCAGAUCAGCUCAGUAAUAAAGGAGAGGACAGUUGCACAGAUUAAGUUUGCUGUGAAGCGAAAGAUCUAUGAUGACAGCGGAGUUCCCCUGUCAUGUGACUCCCCCCGGAAAGUGGUAAAGAAGGUUGUACCAGUGUCCUCCUCUGUCCCUUCUGUCAUCACCGUGUCUGCACCCCAGGUGGUCAGCGGGACGACCCUUCCUGAGGGGUCUCAGGGAGCCAUGAGGAAACGCAAGUCAUCUGCAGAUGUAACUCUCAGUGCUCUUAAUGACUCGGAUGCAAACAGCGACCUGGUGGACAUUGAGGGUUUGGGCGACAGGAGCACAGUGAAAAAACUCAACUUUGAUCAGGAUAGUCUAAAUUUGGACUCCAGUUUUAUUAUGAACUCCAGUGACCUCCCUCUGUUAUCUCGCUGACGGCCCGCCCGUGCUGCGCCCACCACCUGUCCAUUAGCUUGUACAUAUGAAGUUUUUUCCCAUCCUGCUCAUUCCCUGUCAGAACAUCUCUGCUACUGAGAAUACCGGCACUGUGUCACGUCCAGUAUCAGCCCCAGGAGACCAAUGACCCAUACGCCCUGUGACCUCUGACACUGAUAUUGUGAUGGCAGUUUUCAUUUCUUUUUUUUUUAAAUAAAGUUAUUAAAAUGUCAAA